Molecule: messenger RNA, 1062 nt
Organism: Striga asiatica
Lineage: Eukaryota; Viridiplantae; Streptophyta; Magnoliopsida; Lamiales; Orobanchaceae
Source: the annotation of a GenBank genome assembly
AUGGGUGCUUUUUUAUCUCUCAGGUACUUACUAGCAUCCCUCUUGCUCAAUGUUUGCUUGAAAGCCGUUAAUGCAGACCCAAAUCUGGCUUUUUCUUUCGAGGGUUUUGGUAAAGAUUCAAACUUUGGGUCACAGAUUGCUCUGUUCGGGGAUGCUAAGGUUGUUCUAGGCAAUAUGUCUGUUGAAAUUGCUGGUUCGAGGUCUUUUAGUGGUGGGGGGCUCAUUUGUAAGAAACCCAUUAAUCUUUUGAGCUCAAGAGAUAUGGUGUCUUUUUCAAACUACUUUGUGUUUUCAAUGUCUGGGAAAAAUGGGGAUGGUUUGGCCUUUUUCAUGCUCCCUUCUGAUUUUCCUCACAAUUCUUCUGAUUUGGGCUCAAUGGGGAUAUUGGGUGAGAAAAAAUCGAAAUUUCUUGCUGUCGAAUUCGAUACUUUUAUGGAUGAGAAGUAUGGUGAUGUCAAUGGUAAUCAUGUAGGGUUAGAUAUUGGUUCCCCUGUCUCUGUUAAGGUUAGCAAUGUGUCCUCUGUUAAUUUAGUGCUAAAUAGUGGUGAAAAGUUGCAAUCUUGGAUUGAUUAUGAAGCAAGUGGUAAAAGAAUUGAGGUGAGGUUGAGUAGAUUAGGUCAAAUUAAGCCGAUUGCCCCUUUACUUACGUACCCAAUUGAUUUGUCCAAAAUGUGGAGAGGCAAGAAUGUUACGGUUGGAUUAAGCUCGUCGAGUGGUAACUCUUCUCAAUAUAGUAUCAUUUACUCGUGGAGCUUUAACUCGAGAAUCAUGCCACAUUGGAUGCAUUCCGAGCCUUUGGAUCCGGAAGGUUCUUCUAAGAAAGGAGAAAGUUUGAAAAUUUCCAAAAGAUCAGAUAAGUGUGCUUUGAAAAUACUUGCUGCAUUGUUUUUUGGGUCCGGAUGUGGUGCGAUUGGGGCCUUUCUCGUGUUGUAUUUGUGGGCUGUGUUUGGAAAUAGGCGCCCUGUGGUGCCGGAGGAAUUUGCCGUGCAGACUAAAGAAUCGGGAUAUGAUAAGAUUGACGUUCUUUCUUCAGAUAAAACCAUCGAAGAUGUCAAGAAGUAG